This is a messenger RNA of Annulohypoxylon maeteangense, 1423 nucleotides long. Its product is annotated as soluble quino protein glucose dehydrogenase. The coding region runs from base 174 to 1295 and encodes 373 amino acids. The record is from RefSeq and is a predicted model, not a curated record. The transcript has a single exon. Lineage: Eukaryota; Fungi; Ascomycota; Sordariomycetes; Xylariales; Hypoxylaceae.
UAUAGGCCGGGAAUGGCCUGAAAUUGGACAAGGGGUUGCUCGUGUUCUCCCGCUUCUUAUAUACCUGCCUACCCCGGGGAAGUGCCAACCCAAGAGUUUCUAUACGAUCUAAGUCACUCAACCUUCGAUCGUCUAGGAACAAAAUACACUGGGAAGCAAAGGUCGCCCCGAAAAUGAUGCGUCUCGGACUUUCUGUCACCUACGCUUUGGCAUUGGUGGCCGGUGCUUUGGCCGUUCCAUCGCAGCAUUUAGACACUCGCCAGCAGCCGUUUAAGUCGACAGCUAUUAGCGACCAUUCCGAGCCAUGGGCGAUCGCCUUCCUACCCGAUAACCGCGUCCUCGUCACCGAGAGACGAGGAAACCUGCGUCUUGUCGACCCGACCACCAAGACUAAGGGCACCAUCACCGGUGUGCCCACCGUCGCCUAUGGCGGCCAGGGCGGUCUCCACGAUGUCGCUUUGCACCCUGAAUACGCUGACAACAGUAUUAUAUAUCUCAGCUACGCCGAAAGCGGAUCUGGCGGGGCAGGUGGCGCAGUCGCGCGGGCCAAGCUAACGCUAGACAACAACGGCGGCGGCGCGCUGUCCGGCCUCGAGGUCAUUUGGCGCCAUUCGCAGAAGGCUUCGGGCGGACUCCAGUUCGCCUGUCGACUGCUCUUCGGCCCCGACGGUGCUCUGUGGAUCUCUUCCGGUGAGAUUAACCAGAUGACACCGGCCCAGUCCAUGACCAGCAACCUCGGCAAGGUGAUCAGGCUAUACGAAAAUGGCACCGCCUUCGAGGGCAACCCGUUCGCUAGUCAAGGUGCCGUCCAGGCGCAGAUCUGGUCGCUGGGCCACCGCAACCCAUUGGGCAUUGACUGGGACGCCGAGGGGCGUCUCUGGGAGGUCGAGAUGGGACCCAUGGGCGGCGAUGAGCUCAACCUGAUCAAGUCAGGCGCCAACUACGGCUGGCCGGUGGUAUCCGAGGGUCGCCACUACGACGGCCGAACGAUCCCGAACCACAGCACGCGCCCCGAUAUCGAGCCGCCCAAGGCCUUCUGGGUCCCCGUCAUCUCCCCGGCCGGCUUGAUCAUCUACAAGGGUAGCCUGUUCUCCAGCUGGACGGGCAAUGCCAUCAUCACCAGUCUCAGCUCGCAAUCAAUUGUGCGCGUUACCAUCACUGGCGACACGGCGAAGGAGGCUCAGCGCAUCUCAAUGGGUAAGCGCAUGCGCGGUAUCCGAGAGGACAAGGACGGCGCCAUCUGGGUGGUCGAGGAUGGUCCUUCCGGCAGGCUCUUGAAGCUUACCCCGAACUAAACUUGUGUUAGCGAAAGACUUGGAAGAUUUGGGACCGCUUGUACAUAAAGUGCUUAGGUAGAUUAUACUGUCGUUUUUGCGUGCUAUAAGAUCGGCGCAUUUUACCUCGCAACCUGUUGGUAGAUGGC